CGGCUUCCUGGCAACCCUAAUGCGCCAUUUUCUUUUAUCUUUGUCCAUUCAUUGGAUUCCAUUGUUACUUGACUUCUUUAAAUGUGUAAAGUGGUUUUAGAAAAUAAGUAAUUAUUUUUAUGCUCUAAAGUCGGGAGUAAAGACGGGCCUACACCUUAGAUGAAAGUGAAAAUAGUGAAAAAUAUAACUAUGCGAUCUCAACUGUGUUUGCCUUUAUCUCUUCUAUUUUUAGCCUGCGGAGUUCUUACGAGUGCCCAAAACGCUGAGGAGAUCCGAGUGGUGGUGAAAGAAGGCUCUCCACUCACGGUGGAAUGCUCGCUGCGUGUCGAACACCGUGCCGAGUGGCGACUUGGUGGCAGGCCUGUGCCCGCUGAUAUGAGAGUUUUGGGGGAAACUGCUUCCGGUGGCCGACUGACAGCAAAACUGCACGCGUCUUCAGCUCGGCAGCACCACGCCGGAGUCUACACAUGCAGCGAGCAACCCGUGCAGCGCGUACGGGUCUUGGUGGAGCCUGCGCCUCAGACAUCAUCACCCGACUCGUCAACGAUUGCUCCGGUCACCGAGCCCACCCAAGAACUGGUCAAUUAUGAGGCCUUGAAGUACAUCGUUGGACGCCCGUUCAAUUUGAAUUGCACUCUCGCCGUGCCACUGGAUUCGUUUGAGAUCGUAUGGAAGAAGAACAGCGUGCCUCUCGGCGAGGUGGCCGGCCUCAAGGAGCGGUACGAGCUCCAGAACAAGGGGCUCACCUUCCAGAUCAAGGGCCGCAGUAACGAGGACGACUACGGCAACUACACGUGCGGCCUCAAGAACCAAACGGGACAUAUCAAAGCCUGGAUGGUCACGGGAAACGUGCACGCCAAGAUGACCAAGGACGCCAACGUGGUCGAGGGACAGAACAUUAAGAUCACUUGCAAGUUGAUCGGCAAGCCGUACUCUGAGGUGACGUGGAAGUACAAGAAGGACGAGUUGGACAACGGCACGGACGUGAGCGCGGUGCUGGGCAGUCGCGUGCAGCUGGAGAAGAACGAGCAGGGCCUGGACAACACCGUGCUGGUGCUGCAGAACGCGGAGCGCGCCGACGCCGGCCUGUACCAGUGCAGCCCGGCCGGGGGCACGCCCGCCGACGUCACGCUCAGGGUCAAGGGCGUGUACGACGCGCUCUGGCCCUUCCUCGGCAUCUGCGCGGAGGUCGUGGUGCUCUGCGCCGUCAUACUCUUCUACGAGAAGAGGAGGACCAAGCCCGAGCUCGACGACUCCGACACCGACAACCACGACCAGAAGAAGUCGUAGGCGCCCGCGCGCUCCGUGCGACGCCGCUGCCCCCACGCUGUGUUCGUACACAAAACUACAAUCAUAUUCUAUAUUCGCCUUUUAAUUCUAUUAUUUCACAAUAAAAAAACGCUGUAUGUAUUUUUUGAAUACGCUCUGUAGUUUAGUCUAAAAUGAAAUGUAUUAAAAAUUAUGUAGAAGAUUAAUCUUUAGUAACAUUUACUACUACCCUAUGGUACUUAUCUAUAACACCGUUAUCUAUGUAAAUUAUAUAUUGUCACUGUUAUUGACCCCCCUCUGCAAAUGACUAAAAACGUUACCUAUGUUCAGGUACAGCGUUGGUUACGAUAACACCACUUAUUGUUAGAGGAUAACUUUUUCAUUCUCACGUAGGCAGCGAAUGAAAUGUUUUUUUAUUCUUCACGUGAAAUCGAAAAUUCUUCAGUUUGCUUCUGGAUACUAUAUACUUUUCUUCUAUAUAACUAAACGCCUUAUAUCUAUAAAAAAUCGAGUAAAAAAAUUUACAGCUGAAAGCUUAACGAAAAUAAAUAUGUAAAAAAAAACUAAUAUUAUUAUUAUAUUGUAUAAUAGUACAUAAUAUUAUAUGAAAAAUUAUCGUGUAUUGUAAUAAAAAUCUAAGUGAAUGAUCGCUUUGGUGCGUUGACAGUUCGAGUCUAAAUCAUUUGAGGUGUUUUUGUUCGAUAAUUUGUUAAAAUAGCGGCUUAUUCACCGUAAAAUUAAAUAAAACCACUACACUGGGCUGGUCGGGUGUUUUGAAGUCCGCCAUAUUGGGCAGUAAGUCAACUCCGGCUCAAAGGCCGAGUAACUGAUGGCCGUAAAGAAACUUAAAAAUUUAUUCUUUUGGGUUCUGCGCGUGUACUUAUGUCGAAAUGUUUGCGUAAAAAAACUGUCUGCGUCGAAGUGAAUCAUUUCAGUCAGAUUUAAUUAUUUCAUAAACUAUUAAUCCUUUUUGUAUACCAAAAAUAAAGAUAUUGCCAUGUCUACUCCCGACACCCAAUAUAUUAACCAUUGACGUUAAUAAAACCCUAUUUAUACAUACAACCUUUAUAUUUAUUUUUGGUAAUCAAAACGUAUUGUUUUUUUUUUUAAAUUAUAUUUUGUUUUUUUUUUUCUAAUCAAGUCAUGUAAAUAAAUUUUUACAAUAUGAGUCUACUAGUUAAGGAGGCUCAUUGACGAUUGUUGCUAUGUGAAAACAGAAAGAAUUUUAUUGAAAUUUUGUUUUAAUGUAUAAGUACAAUAUAUUAAUGUAUAAAUCUGCGUUUAAUUUCAACGUUGAAAGUUCCGAAUGCUACUCUCACAUUCAAUUGUAUGUCGUAAGUAUUUGAUAUAGAGAACGUAAUGAAACAUAUGUACAAAUCGUGUUAAUUAGCUGUCGGAACCAGGGGAUUGCUGUUGAACCACCGACCCAACGCCAUCUGUCAGACGGCCACGGUACUGUGCCGGGAACCCCCUAACCAUUGAGUAAUAACUGAUGUUGCCGCUUCGAUAACUUCCACGCGUUUGUUCGACAGCCAUUGUUCACUGAGAACUGCAGUCACGUAGAGGUUGUUUGUUUGUAAAUCGGAAUAAUUACUAACAUUAUAAACCGAAUAAUAAAGUUUUUGUUGAA
Bombyx mori (domestic silkworm) is the source of this 2899-nucleotide messenger RNA. RefSeq names its product basigin (gene Bsg). The transcript is spliced from 6 exons. NCBI's taxonomy places the organism in Eukaryota, Metazoa, Arthropoda, Insecta, Lepidoptera, Bombycidae. Gene Ontology annotation, biological process: homophilic cell-cell adhesion; axon guidance; dendrite self-avoidance. Bases 160 to 1290 code for a protein of 376 amino acids. Gene Ontology annotation, molecular function: cell-cell adhesion mediator activity. Gene Ontology annotation, cellular component: plasma membrane; axon. The record is from RefSeq and is a predicted model, not a curated record.